Messenger RNA from Stylonychia lemnae, 1257 nucleotides. The record is from the annotation of a GenBank genome assembly. NCBI's taxonomy places the organism in Eukaryota, Ciliophora, Spirotrichea, Sporadotrichida, Oxytrichidae.
AUGACUAAAGAUCACUCAAUUUACAAACAUAAAGAGGAUUUUUAAUUUGAAACUCUAGUAAUUGAAAGACCAAGAAAUUUUAACGGUAAUUGGUUGGAUUUAUUAUAAAUACAGUCACAAAAGCUCAAGCAGUUAAUUGAUGAAACUGAUUAGGAAUUAAAAAGGAGAGGUAUUAUUUUUCUGAAUGAGACUAAUAUUAAUUAGUAACAUAUUUCCUCUAAUGUUGGUAACUUAAGUAAAUCACAAGAAUUCUAUUCUCAGAAAUUUUAAGCAACGCUCAUGUAAUAAAAUUAAUCCCCAAUCAAUCUCGAGGAAAAUUAAGAUCUAAUUAGAGAAAUAAGCAUAAACGAGAUAGAAGACGAUGACGAUGAUCUCUCAGAUUAUAAUAUAGAAAAAUUUAAGUUAGCCUAGGAAAAUGGCAACUCUAGGUUUAAUAUAUAACUAUAAAAUAAAAACAGAGAGGGGAGUCUAAAAAGAAAGUAAAAAUUGAAUGAAGAUCUUAGAUAAAUGCUAAUGAGGAAUAUUCAAGUUAGUUAAUCAAAUGAACUGUCAAAUCAGUAAACAAGACAAAGAUUAGAGUCCAUAGAAUCUUUCAAAAGUACUGAUUAACAACAGAGAUUUAGUUCUUCAUUAGAUAAAAAAAGAUUAUUUAGCAAGUAUCAGAUGGCAGUGAAUGCUUAAAAUACCAAUAGCUAGAAAUAUGGAAAUUAAAACUCUAAGUAAAAUGAUAAAAUACGUACAAUGCAAACUGAGAUAUCUCCAGAUUUGCAAGUCUCAUUCAAUAAUCAAAAUUAGUAUUUACCUCCUAAAAAUAAAAUGGCUGAAAGACUAGACUUAUUUAGGAAUAAACUACCGUAUAUUAACUCCUUACAUUAAAGAUCAUUGCAAGUCACACCCCUCUAAAAUAAUUUACUGAAGAGUCCAAUGUUAAGGAAUUCAAGUAGAAUAAAUUCACGAUAUAGUCACGCAAAGACAAAUGCAGAUCAGUAGAAUCCAAUGAGUAGAAACGGGGAUCUAUAAAAUUCCGGAGAUCAAGAGAUAAUUGAGGUUCCUAACCUAAUCCUUGGUUAUAGUCCAUUAAAUAAAAAGUACACUGACUUUCUUGCAAAAGAUGAGAAAGAGAAAUAUGAGAAAUUACAAGAGAAUAAAAAGAACAUGAAGAUAGCAAUGAAAAAUAUUGAUUUUAUUGCAGCUGUAACUAAGUCUUUCAAAUCUAGAAUAUCGAUUGGAAUGGCUACACAAGGAGUACCAAUAUGA